Molecule: messenger RNA, 1425 nt
Organism: Haliotis rubra (blacklip abalone)
Lineage: Eukaryota; Metazoa; Mollusca; Gastropoda; Lepetellida; Haliotidae
Product: tetratricopeptide repeat protein 4-like
Exons: 12
Coding region: 104-1396 (430 amino acids)
Molecular function (GO): Hsp90 protein binding
Source: RefSeq, a predicted model, not a curated record
GGCAAAUCAAUGCUUUACUCCACAGCCUGAGUGGGGAGAGAUAAUCUCAAAACGUCUCACAAUGACGUCCGCCCGAAUCUGCCGCGCUUCAUGAUCAAUCAGAAUGAACCGGUCACUGAUCAAGCAGAAGAAGGACUGGACAGAUGAAGAGAGGAAGGAGCUAGCAGCCAAGCUGGAUGCUGAGUUUGAACAGUACCUUGAGGGCAUGAUCGAGAAGAGCAAGAACAAGUCUCAAGCUGAGCAUGAAGCAAGCAUAGAGGAAAUACUUGCCGAUAUUGAUGGUCACCCAGCUUUCAUGACGUCCCAGGAUGAUUUAGACCUGACCAAGCCGUUGCAUCCAGCUGUGGAGGGACUCAUGGCCAUCAAGUACGAGAGUGAAAACCCUACAGCUCGCGCAGACAGCUACAGAGACGAUGGUAAUGACAACUUCAAAAAGAAAAACUACCGCAUUGCAAUAGAAAACUACGCUGAGGCCAUUAGGAGCAAGAGUCCAGACAAGAAACUGAAUGCAGUGUGUUAUACAAACAGAGCUGCAGCGCAAUAUCACCUGGGAAACUAUGGGUCCUCCUUAAGGGAUUGUAUUUUUGCCCGCAAGUUUCAGCCUGAUCACUGGAAGGCCAUUAUGAGAGAACACGGAGACUGCUGUAGUACAUUAGAUGCUGUUAUUGGUCUCCGGAUGACCAUGGCUGUGGAUAGAUGCUGCUCUAAUGGUCUCGGUAUCCUUCAAAUAUUGUUCAUUUCUGUUUGUCCAUUAAAUAACCUUGACCUUGUUGAGCUGGAACCGGGGCAGGAAGAACUCCUCUGUAUGAGGGCAAAAGCUGACAAGCAGCAGAGGGCGAAGGAGCGGGAUGAGAGGAAGCAAGCGGCCCAGGACAGGAAAGAGGAGGCUGCAGACAGGAAGCUGAUAGCACUGAUACAGGAUCGUGGCAUCCGAGUCGGUGGACUGAGAAGGACAGCGGAGACCGCCAAGCUCAACCCUCUCCUGUUCACAAGUCUGGAAAGCCACAACCCGUCUGGAGCCAAGGUGCAUGUAGAUGAGAGUGGAACCCUGUUCUGGCCUGUUCUGUUUUUCUACCCAGAACAUGGACAAACAGACUUCAUUGAAGCCUUCAAUGAGAAUGAUGUGUUCCAUGACCACCUGUGUCACAUGUUUGGUCCAGGAGUGGAACCACCACCGUGGGAUGAGGACAGAAAGUACACCCCUGACGCUAUGGAGAUAUUCUUCGAGGAUCGUGUGAAGGAAGAGCUACAUAAAGUCGACGCCUCCUCCUCCCUGUUGCAGACCAUGAGGCAUGAGAAGUUUACUGUGAAUGCGGGCACCCCCUGUUUUAUCCUGCUGGUCGCAGGCUCCAAGUGCUGGACAGAUUACCUCAAACGAUACAAUUAUAAAACAUGAUUCAGGAUAAUAAAAUUUUAAAGCAUGAA